AUGGAAAACGUCGACGCCACAGAAAAAAAGCCAGAGUGCCCGAAUUGCGGCUGGGCAGAUCCACCAUCUAGUCUCUAUAAAAGUCGAAUCAAACUUUUCUACGAAGUCAGCAACCGCGGUUUAUGGCAUAUUGGAUCGGACAUGAUCCUUAAAGAAGAUCCAUUCGAUAAGUGGAAUACUUCGGAAGUGGCCAACAUCCAAUUCAUUAAAGAGAAUACCAAAAUUCCCAUUCCGGCAGUUGUGAAGGAAUGGGUCCAGAGCGAUAACCAACACUAUCUUCUUAUGGAGCGCGCACCAGGAGAGACGCUUGAAAAGCUAUAUCCAACGCUAUCCCUCUCUGACAAAGAGCGGAUCGCAGACCAGGUGGCUGAGAUAGUGCACCAGCUCAGACCAUUGCAGUCUCCCCAAAUUGGCGGCCUUGGAGGCACGCCGCUACAUAAUGGCUGGAUCUUCAUGAAUAACAUGGAACCUGCUGGGCCGUUUUCGUCAGAUGAUGAGCUUUGGGAUUACAUGAAAGUUCGCUUAGCCAAACUCCCAGAGAAAGCAGUGGCGAAUCUUCGAAAGCGCAUGCCAAGCUGCAAACCAUAUACCUGGACUCAUGGUCACUUGGAACCAGGCAAUAUUGUGAUCAAGGAUGGAAAUGUAUCUGCAAUCCUCGAUUGGGAAUUUUGUGGGUAUUUUCCAGUUUGGUGGGAAUAUGUGACAUCUGGAACAGGGAGCCCAGUUGAUGUGGAAUGGCUGGGGCUGUGCAGAGAUAAGAUCAGGGAUGCUUAUCCGGAAGCCAUGAUGUUUUUCAGAGAUCUUGACAAUUUGCGUUUCUACCCGCAUCUUGAUAAACAGGGCAAAAAGACACUUAAGAGACUGAUGGAAGACAGCGAAUAA
Molecule: messenger RNA, 882 nt
Organism: Microsporum canis CBS 113480
Lineage: Eukaryota; Fungi; Ascomycota; Eurotiomycetes; Onygenales; Arthrodermataceae
Exons: 1
Coding region: 1-882 (293 amino acids)
Source: RefSeq, a predicted model, not a curated record